AUGUCUUCUGUAGCAAUAGCAAUCUAUUUUUUCCUUCUUUUCACUUUCAUAUACACAGUAUUCUUGCAUACAAAACAACGAAAUGUUGGUCAUAAAAAGCCACCGGGUCCGCCAGCACUGCCAAUUAUCGGGAACCUCCACAUGUUGGGUACCCUUCCACAUCGCACCCUUCAGUCCCUAUCCAAAAAGUAUGGUCCCAUCAUGUCCUUGCAACUGGGAAAUGUCCCGGCCAUCGUGGUUUCCUCCUCUGAGGCUGCUGAGUUUUUCCUCAAGACCCACGACACCGUUUUUGCAAGCAGGCCAAAGAUUCAAGCUUCUGAGGUCUUAUCAUACGGCUCCAAGGGCUUCGCGUUUUCUGAAUAUGGUCCAUACUGGCGCAGCAUGAGGAAAUUUUGCACUCUGCAACUUCUUGCCACAUCAAAAGUUGAACUCUUUGCUCCUAUUCGGAGGGAGGAGCUAUGUCUAGUUGUCAAGUCAUUGGAGAAAGAUGCGGCAGUGGGUCAGGUUGUGAACCUUAGCGAGGUUGUAGAGAACCUUGUAGAGGAUAUAGUGUAUAAGAUGAUACUGGGUCGCGGUAGUAAAUAUGAUCAAUUUGACUUGAAGAGGUUUGUUCAAAAAGCAACGACAUUGCUCGGAGCUUUUAAUAUUGCGGAUUAUGUACCUUGGCUUGGCGUAUUCGAUAUUCAGGGAAUAACACGGGACCUCAAGGAAACCAGUAAAGCAAUUGAUGAGGUGCUGGAGAAGGUAAUGGAAGAGCAUGAACAAGCUGCUAAUUAUGUAGACAAAAGGAAUCGUAAAGACUUCGUUGAAAUACUACUCUCAAAGAUGCACCAAACCAUAGAUCACCAGGGCGAACAGAGCCACGACGUCAUUGAUCGAACUAACAUCAAGGCUAUUCUAGUAGAUAUGCUUGUGGGGUCAAUUGACACCUCUGCUACCGUGAUUGAAUGGGCUCUAUCAGAACUUUUGAGGCAUCCAAGGGUGAUGAAGGUCCUUCAAGAUGAGAUAGAGCAUAAAGUUGGAAUUGGGAAAAUGGUGGAAGAGAAGGAUUUGAUGACGUUGAGUUACUUGGAUAUGGUGGUGAAUGAGACCUUAAGACUGUAUCCUGUUGCACCAUUACUGGUCCCUCGGGAAUCCAGAGAGAGCAUUACAAUUGGUGAUUAUCAUAUAAAGAAAAAAUCACGAGUCAUAAUAAAUGCGUGGACCAUAGGGAGGGAUCCGAAGGUGUGGUCAGAUAAUGCUGAAACAUUUUAUCCGGAGAGAUUUAUGAAAAAGAAAGUAGAACAUCAAGGACAAAACUUUCAAUUUGUACCAUUUGGUUCUGGUCGUAGAGGUUGCCCUGGGAUGCAACUUGGUUUGAUUACCGUUAAACUGGUCAUGGCUCAAUUGGUGCAUUGCUUUAAUUGGGAACUUCCAUGUAAUGUUACUCCUGACAACUUAAAUAUGCAGGAGAAAUUUGGGCUCGCAAUACCAAGAGCUCAGCAGUUGCAGGCAAUACCUUCUCAUCGUUGA
Gastrolobium bilobum is the source of this 1512-nucleotide messenger RNA. RefSeq names its product cytochrome P450 CYP736A12-like. Bases 1 to 1512 code for a protein of 503 amino acids. The record is from RefSeq and is a predicted model, not a curated record. The transcript is spliced from 2 exons. Gene Ontology annotation, molecular function: monooxygenase activity; heme binding; iron ion binding. Lineage: Eukaryota; Viridiplantae; Streptophyta; Magnoliopsida; Fabales; Fabaceae.